Messenger RNA from Lasiodiplodia theobromae, 1437 nucleotides. Its product is annotated as Glutamate-5-semialdehyde dehydrogenase. Gene Ontology annotation, molecular function: glutamate-5-semialdehyde dehydrogenase (NADP+) activity. The record is from RefSeq and is a predicted model, not a curated record. The transcript is spliced from 3 exons. The coding region runs from base 1 to 1437 and encodes 478 amino acids. NCBI's taxonomy places the organism in Eukaryota, Fungi, Ascomycota, Dothideomycetes, Botryosphaeriales, Botryosphaeriaceae.
AUGUCUCUGACGAACGCCGACCCCUUGGAGGCUGCGCGCUCUGCCCGCCUGGCAUCGCGCACGCUCGCCGUGCUGCCCGCCCAAGCUCGCAACGACGCCCUGACGGCCAUUCACGAUGCUCUGGCCGCCGCACGCGACGACAUCCUGGCCGCGAACGCCCGCGAUCUGGCCGCCGCCAACCAGGCCGCGCAAUCUGGCGAGCUGAAGGAGAGUUUGAUCAAGCGCCUCGACCUCGGCCGCAAGGGAAAGUACGAGGACAUGCUGCAGGGCAUCCUCGACGUCAGACUCCUGGACGACCCGCUCGGCAGGAUCGACGUGCGGACCCUGCUAGACGACGACCUUGUUCUCGAACGUCGCUCGUCUCCCAUCGGUGUGCUACUCAUUAUUUUCGAGGCUCGCCCCGAGGUCAUUGCAAACAUUGCUUCUCUGGCCAUCAAGUCUGGAAAUGCCGCCAUCCUCAAAGGCGGAAAGGAGUCGACCGAGUCUUUCAAGGCCAUCUCCACCGUGAUCUCAACGGCGCUCGGCACCACGGCUGUUCCCAACGACUGCCUGCAGCUGGUGACGACCAGGGAUGCCAUUAAGCCCCUUUUGGAGCUGGACCAGUACAUCGAUCUCGUCAUCCCACGCGGCAGCAACGAGCUUGUGUCUUCGAUCAAGAAAAGCACGCAAAUUCCUGUGCUCGGCCACGCGGACGGCUUGUGCUCGAUUUACCUGCGGGCCGAUUGCCCGGUCCCCAUGGCCGUAAAGGUCGUCGUCGACGCCAAAACGAGCUACCCCGCGGCGUGCAACAGCGUCGAGACGCUGCUGGUGGACGAGGACGCAUUGAGCACCGUCUUGCCCGCCGUUGCCGAGGGGCUGCUGGCCAAGGGCGUUCGGCUACGAUGUGACGCGGCGUCAAAGGCGGCGCUUGCAUCGGCGCUGGACAAGCAUCAAGCGGCGUUCUUGCAGGAUGCGGAGGACCAGGAUUUCAGAACCGAGUUCCUGGACCUCAUCCUUGCCGUCAAGACGAUCGCGCGGGCGGCGAGCGCGGAGGAGGCAGCAGACGUGGCCAUUGCUCACAUCAACGAGCACUCAUCGCACCACACAGACGCAGUGCUGACACAGGACCGGGCCAUUGCUGAGCGGUUCCAAGACGGCGUGGACAGUUCUUCGGUGUUCUGGAACACCAGCACCAGGAUGGCGGACGGGCAGCGGUUCGGGUUCGGCACGGAGGUGGGCAUCAGUACCAACAAGAUCCAUGCGCGGGGCCCCGUAGGACUCGAGGGCUUGACGAUCUACCGCUGGCGCCUCAAUGGCAACGGACAGGCAUCGGCAGAGUACGGGUCAGGGGGCAAGGCGUGGAAGCAUCAGCGGCUGCCAGUGGGCGAGCAGGAACGGUACGCGGCCACGGAAGAAGAGUGGCAGGCGCUGCAGCAGUUCAGAGCGGCGCGCGGGUGA